Messenger RNA from Loxodonta africana (African savanna elephant), 11430 nucleotides. It is a transcript of the gene HEATR6, whose product is annotated as HEAT repeat containing 6. The coding region runs from base 24 to 3563 and encodes 1179 amino acids. The record is from RefSeq and is a predicted model, not a curated record. Lineage: Eukaryota; Metazoa; Chordata; Mammalia; Proboscidea; Elephantidae. Gene Ontology annotation, molecular function: protein binding. The transcript has 20 exons.
UUUCCUGGUGUCUUAGGGGCAACAUGGCGACAGUGCAGAUUGUUGGCUCCGUGCUGCGCGAGCCGACGCGAGAGGCAGCGAGGGAGCCACCCCCUGAACCUGGGAACGGGUUCCGCCGCCUGUCGGCCAGGCUCCGCGCCCUGCAUCCGGACGACAGCAGCUCCGCCCGCACAGAGAUCCACCUGCUCUUCGACCAGCUCAUCUCCGAGAACUACAGCGAGGGCGACGGCGUGGCCCCGGAGGAUGUCAGUGCUCUUCUUGUCCACGCUUGCCGACUGGUGCCUCUUAAUCAGAAUCAUCUUGUCAGCAAAGUGUCUCAACUUAUUCACCAUUUACUUAACAGACUACAGGUGAUUGUUGAUGAACAGAACCUGGAUUUCCUGUUGGCAUAUACUAUCUCUGCUAUUCAGCAGUGUAGUCCCUGGACGCACAUGGCAAUUCUUCAAGCCCUGGCGGCUCUGGUUUACUGCAAUGGCUCAAAAUGUCAAAAGUACCUCCCAGACUUGGUAGGCAAGACUGGACUCUUGAUAAAGUUGAGUGACCCGGCACAGUCUGACCCGGAAGUGAGGAGGGCAGCAGUGCAUUGUAUGGCAAACUUAUGUCUCAGUGUGCCAGGACAUCCCUACCUGGAUGAGCCCUACCAAAGCAUCUGCUUCCAAACUUUCUUGACCACUUUACAGUCUCCAAAGUUGUCUGACAUGGAUGAUAUCACAUUUUGCAUGUUGUUACAAAAUGCAUUAAAAGGUAUACAGUCACUUCUAAAUAGUGGGAAGAUGAAACUGACACAAACUGAAGAACUUGGAGCUCUUCUAGCUGUGCUAAAGAAAGCCAUGUUUCAUGGGCUCCCUGGACUAAAUAUAGAGAUACCUACAGUGUUAUACCCAACCCCGCUUCCUCAGUAUGAUGGGCCACCGCCCUCCAGACCGCAGCCAUCGGAAUCCUGUGCUUCUCGGCCACCUGUGAAUAAGAAGAAAAAAGCUAAAGUAAAACCAAAGAAAACCCAAGAAGGAGAGGAAGAGGACGAAGAAGCCAAUGGUGAAAUAGAAGCAGCGCCAACCACGGGCCGAGUGCACCUGCAUAAAGGGAACACUCAGUGUCGCUCCUCCCCGGGUGUCCAGAGCUUGCCAUUAGAUGGAAGUGGAGCUGCGGGAAAAGAUCGAGUCUCCUCUCCCUGCAGUUCUUCCAGCUGGAAAAGGGUCAGCAGUAGUGAGUCAGACUAUUCUGAUGCUGAAGGAGGCAUGCAGAGUAAAAUGAGGUCUUACCAAGCCAAAGUUCGUCAAGGAGCAUUAGCUUGUUUUCUUUCUACUAUAAAAUCAAUAGAAAAAAAAGUUCUUUAUGGCUACUGGUCUGCCUUUGUUCCUGAUACACCCGAACUCGGAAGCCCACAGUCUGUGUCCUUGAUGACUCUUACAUUAAAAGAUCCUUCUCCAAAGACGCGUGCCUGUGCUCUGCAAGUUUUAUCUGCCAUCUUGGAAGGCUCAAAGCAGUUUCUUUGUGUUGCCGAAGACACCAGUGCCCACAGGAGGGCCUUUACUCCGCUCUCCGUAAUGAUCGCUUCCAGCAUUAGAGAGUUACACAGAUGUCUUUUGUUAGCUUUGGUGGCAGAGUCAUCGUCGCAGACCCUUACUCAGAUAAUUAAGUGUCUUGCAAAUUUAGUAUCAAACGCACCUUACAACCGUCUGAAGCUCAGCCUACUGACCAAAGUCUGGAACCAGAUAAAGCCUUAUAUCCGCCACAAAGAUGUAAAUGUUCGUGUGUCAAGCCUCACGCUCUUGGGAGCCAUAGUGUCUACUCAUGCACCUUUACCUGAAGUUCAGCUGCUUUUACAACAGCCGUGUUCUUCUGGACUCAGUAAUAGCAGUUCAGCAACUCCACAUCCGAGCCUUCCUGAUUGGUGGAAGAAAGCCCCCUCAGGAACCUCUCAAGAAGAAACCACAGUUAACUCACCAAGGGGGUCUUCAGAGCCCUGCUGGCUCAUUCGACUUUGCAUUUCCAUUGUUGUAUUGCCCAAGGAGGAUUCCUGUUCAGGUAGUGAGGCUGGCUCUGCAGCAGGAAGUACCUAUGAACCGUCCCCCAUGCGACUGGAGGCCUUACAGGUGUUGGCUCAUCUGGCAAGGGGCUACUUUUCAAUGGCUCAGGUCUACUUGAUGGAGCUUGGAGAGGUGAUUUGCAAGUGCAUGGGGGAAGCAGAUCCAUCCAUUCAGCUUCACGGAGCAAAGCUUCUGGAAGAAUUGGGUACAGGCUUAAUACAACAGUACAAACCAGAUUCUACCAUAGCACCUGAUCAGAGAGUGCCAGUCCUUUUAGUGGUGACAUUCUGGACUAUGAUGCUGAACGGCCCUUUACCCAGAGCGCUCCAGAAUUCUGAACAUCCGACUCUUCAGGCGAGCGCCUGUGAUGCCCUGUCGUCCAUCUUGCCAGAGGCCUUCAGCAUUCUGCCGAAUGACAGGCAGAUCCUAUGCAUCACGAUGUUGCUUGGGCUGAAUGACAAUAAGAACCGUUUGGUGAAAGCUGCAACAUCCCGGGCCCUUGGAGUCUACGUGCUUUUUCCUUGUCUCAGACAGGACGUCGUAUUUGUUGCAGACACUGCAAAUGCAGUGCUGAGGUCACUUCAAGACAAGUCUCCGAACGUCCGGGCCAAAGCAGCCUGGUCCCUGGGGAAUCUGACGGACGCUCUGAUUAUCAACAUGGAAACACCAGACCCAAGUUUCCAGGAAGAGUUCUCUGGCCUCCUGCUCUUGAAAAUGUUGCGAUCAGCUAUAGAAGCAUCCAAGGAUAAAGACAAGGUAAAGAGUAAUGCAGUCCGGGCCCUUGGAAAUUUGCUUCAUUUUCUGCAGCCAUCUCAUAUAGAAAAACCCAGAUUUACUGAAAUCAUCGAGGAGUCUAUCCAGGCCCUAAUUUCUACUGUUCUAGUUGAGGCUGCCAUGAAAGUCCGAUGGAAUGCUUGUUAUGCGUUGGGAAAUGUAUUUAAAAAUCCUGCUCUUCCGUUAGGAUCAGCCUCGUGGACCUCCCGGGCCUACAGUGCACUCACAUCGGUUGUGACGACAUGCAAGAACUUCAAAGUGCGCAUCAAAUCUGCCACUGCCCUUUCCAUCCCAGGCAAGCGAGAGCAGUAUGGGUCCACUGAGCAGUACACACAGAUCUGGAAUGCACUGGUCACAGCCUUACAGAAGAGCCAAGACACCACAGACUUUUUGGAAUUCAAGUAUUGUGCCAGCCUACGGACCCAAAUCUGCCAGGCUCUGAUUCACCUCUUGAGCUUGGCCAGCGCCUCAGACCUGCCCUGCAUCAAAGAAGCCCUUGAACAGAAUGGGGACAUGAUCCAGUCCUAUAUCCUACAGUUUUUAAAAUCAGGAGCUGAAGGAGAUGACACCGGGACACCCCACAGCCCGCAGGAAAGAGACCAAAUGGUAAAGGCGGCCCUGGAGCACAUAGGCAGCGUCCAGGCACUGGCUGGAGACACAGCCAAAAGGGCCAUCAUGGGCUACUUAGAAGAUAUCCUGACUGUUUAUUUAGACUCAGCUGGAUCACAAGUGGCACUCCUUGGGUUAACAGAUCGCUGAGCAUUUCACCAUACUUUCUGGAUGUCCAGUGUGGUACUAGGAAGACCCGCACUCAGGCACCUGAUAUGUGGGCUCUAAUCUUAGGGGCAGAAAAACAGUCCACCCAAUAUUCAUUUAGAAUGAGUUAGCCGCUAUUUAAAGGUUUCUCAAAGGGCUCAGCCACUUACGAAAGUGGUUCCCCUGCUUUGGCCGUGUUCUGGUUGGUUGGGACCUCUGACCCGUGCCACCAGCUGCUAAGGAGCCAGGUUGUAGUGUAGACCAAGCAGAUGUGGGGAGAGGGGCUGGGAAGAGUAUUUAGUCUCAGAAAAAAAAAUCGAUAGAAUAUCUGCCAGUUUGUCAUACUGUGGUGGCUUGUGUGUUGAUGUAAUGCUGGAAGUUAUGCCACCAGUAUUUCAAGUAUCAGCAGGGUUACCCAUGGUGGAUAGGUUUCAGCCGAGUUUCAAGACUUAAGAGACUAGAAAGAAAGGCCUGGCAAUUUACUUCCAAAAAUUAGACAAUGACAACCUUAUGGACACAACAGAACAUUGUCCGACUCACUUGUUUUGGACACGUCAUCAGGAGGGAUCAGUUGCUGCAGGAGGACAUCAUGUUUGGUGAAGGAGAGGGCCGGCAGGGCGAGGGAGACCCUUGGUGGCAUGAACCGACAACAGUAGCUGCAGUGAUGGCCUCGAACAGGCCAGUGAUCAUGAGGGUGACACAGGACCAGGCAGAGUUUCCUUCUGUUGUACGUAAGGUUACCAUGAAUCCGAGUCGACUCAGCAGCAGCUGUUUAUCUCUAUAUUGUGUUUCUGGGAAUUAUUUUCCUUUUUUAUAAUAAACUAAUGAAAAGUAGGGUGCAGAGUCUUCUGUUUUUAUCACGUUGCCAUUUAUAGAAAGCUGUAGGCAGAGUGGAUGUUCAGCCAAUUUGCAGUGUACAGCUGCACCAGUUGCUAAGGGACUGAAACAGCUCCGUACAGGUUGGUAAAUAGCUGCUGCACUGAGCUCCCCAAGUACCAACUCUGGAACGUGCCUCCCCACAGCCCAGCAACCACCUGAAGUUUCCUUCCGUGGGUAAAUGGAUAAACAGACUGGUACAGUGAUACAGUGGACUGAAUGCUGCGUUAAUUGUUGAUAUACAUAACAACGUGGAGGAAUCUCAGAGGCGUUUUGCUGAAUGAAAGAAGCCGGUCUUAAAAGGUUACAUAAUGUGUGAUUAUGUUUAUAUGAUACUAUGGAAAAGGCAGAACUAUAGUGACAAGAAUACGUCAGUGGUUGCCAGGGGUUAGGGGCGGGGCAAGGAUGUGCCAGGUAUGGUAGGACUAGAUAUAUCUUUUGAGUGAAUGAAAACCACCUCCUCCCCCACGAAUCACUGGUACCUGAAAGAUAGGGUCUACCUUCUACGUAAGCACCAUGGUAAUAACUAACGUUUAUUGGCUGCCUUUUCUUACCAAGCAUUGCGCCUUGCUCCUAAAUUCAUUAUUGCACUUCAUCCCCACAGCAAUCUCUGAGGCAGUUAUUGUUGUUAUCCCCAUUCUACAGAUACAGUCAGCAGAAAAACAAUGUAGGUGACCUGCAGGAAUAGAGAGUUAGGAGGUAGCAGAGUUGUACUUGAACCAGGCUUUUGGAUUCCAACGCCAGUGAAUUUACCCGUUACUUGAAACUCUAUCUUGUGUUAUUUGUAUUAAGAGGAUAAAAGAUUGAAGGGCCUUUUUCUUUCGUUUUCCAAAUGUAAAAUUGUAUUAUAAUGUUAAGUGUACUAUUUCAAACUCUACACAUAUGCUAGGAGAUCUAGGAAGACUCCCAGAGAGGCAUGCCUCCCCUUCCUUUGGGUGAAAAUCUUAAGCCAAAGAUACCAUCUUAUAAUUUACAUUUUUCCUCCACGUUUUUAUAAUCUUCGUACGUGUGGGCCAUAAAAUCAUAAUUCUUAGACCUUUCUGUUAUUUACAAGAGCAUAUUGUGUAUUUUUCUAAAAUUUCAGCUCUUCUUGGUUCUCUUUGAUUGUUUUUGUAAACUUAAAGAAGCUGCAUUGCCUCAAAUACCCAAAUUGUGUAGGUAAAUUAUUGCAAUGUGGUGGAAUGGCCAGCAGAUGGAGACAGAGAACAUAAAGUCAUUCAGACUCCGCAUUUUUGACAACUGUUUCCCAGGUUCGGGAACUGCAGCUCCUGUGUAUCUGAUUGCUCUCAUUAGAACACUGGUUCUCAGAGCUGGCUGCACAUUGGAAUCACCAGGAGAGCUUAAAAAAAAUACAGAUACACAGGCCACACCUCCAGAUUCUGAGUUAGGUACUAUGGGAUGUGGUCUUGGCAUUGGGAAUGUUAGAACCCGGACUAGGGAUUUUAAUGACAACUAAGUUUGAGCCCCUCUACUUUAGAACGUGCAACAAGAGUGGGUCGCAAGCUGGUGUGUUUCAGAAUCACCGGGAGAACUAGUGAAAAACAGAGACCCAGGCUGUUGUGGUCUUCAUUUGAGAACGUGUGCAUACUGAAAUGGUGAUGUUUUAAAUGUAUGUAAUUUAAAGUUAAAUAUGUCAGGACUAAAUGUGAUAAAGUCUCAUACUAGAUUCUAACAUAUCAGAGUAACUGCAGGCAUCAAAAGUUUUAAGAAAAUUUUAUAAGCGAAAAAUUUUAAUUGUGCAGAUGCUAACCAUUCACUUUAUUUUUUCUCCUGGAAAUGGAGAUGAGAUCACCUGGGCCACUCCUGCACUAACCUGCCACAGGAGCAGGUUGCCAGCACUGGGCCAGCAGGUUUCCUCCCCAGACAAGUACGGGCUACACAUGAUGCCAAGUUCCAGAAGAGUUUGUAAACUCAUGUUUAGUCGUUUUGUGAUGGAGUAUUAGGGAAAAGUAGGGCUCCUUGGCCAACGGGACUCCCAGCCUUCGUGGAAUAUGCUCCCCAAGCUGGUUUACACUUUCUUUUGCCAAAGAAAUUAUUUUAAAAUAUUUUAAUAUUAGAGUCAUCAUAGAUUAAUUUUAUAACUAGCAUUGUUGUUAGAAAAAUAAUAAAUCUGUGUUGUGGAACAUUUGGAAAAAACAAAGCAAUACGUUAAGCUAAAAUUACCCUCAUACCUUGAGAUAAUCACUAUUAACAUUUUGAUGUUUCAUUCUAGACAUUUUUUCAUGACACACAUGUAUGUGAGUAUAAGCAUAUACUAUACAGGUGGACUCAAACACUCCAGAUGUGUGUGUGUAUGUCUGUGUGUGGGUGGGUGCCUACUCCCAUAUACAUUGUGGGAAUUAGUCUACAAAAUUGUGAUCGUAAGCUAUAUACUUUUUUUGAAGACUACUAUUUUACUUAAUGUCAUGAGCUUUAAAUAUUCUUCCAAAACAUGAUUUUAAUGACUAGAUAGUUGUCUAUAGUAUUGAUAUGCCACAAUUUAACCAAUUAUCUGUUGCUGGAUGUUGUUUUCCAGUUUUUGUUGAUUUGCAUGUAACUCUAAUAAACAUUAGAAUUGUGUUUUGUUGUACACUCUGAGGCAGAAAUGUAAUUUUCUGACUUUCCAAGCAAUUAGCCAGUUGGCCCUGCACCAUUGAUCGGAUAAUCAAACCAUCCUUUCCCCGUGGGUGCUAACUGACUACAUUCUUAUCUUCCCGCGUGUCUGUGUGUGUGCGUCCUAUUCUCUUCAUCUCACUGCUCUUUGAUUCUCAUGCUAGUCCCAAAUUCUUUAAUUAUUGGCCUUUAAAACAGAAAGUUCAGCAUCAGGUGACCAACUAGACAAGAAUGUUCCUGCCCCUGGCUGCUUGACUGAAUAGGGCUUGGCAUCACCCUUUGCUUGGGAGUGUCAACUGCCGUUCGUUGUUGUCGAACAUUUAGUGUCAACAUUUACGACAAACCCUUUAUAUUCCGAAUGAAAAUGUUGUGAAGAUUGAAGAACUAGUCCUUCUUACUAACUGCAGUUGUCGUUCUUAAAAACACCCGAUACUGCGACUGUCCCUUAAGACUGGAAGGCCUCCAGAGCUAUUAAGGCAAACAGACUUCUUAUGCAAAAUGGUCCCAAAUUGCUACGCUUUUUGAGUUCUUGUGUCUGCUUUUUAGAGUUCUUGUGUCUGCUUUUUAGAACUUUCCUGUUUUCUUCCUCAGCGUCAAGUUGUCGGCUGCCACUUUUUUUUUUUUUUGGUGACGUUUUACACAGCAGUUUAAGUUCCCAUUCAACAAUUUCUACACAAGUUGUUCAGUGACACUGAUUAUAUUUGGAACAUUUUGUGUGAACAUUCUCCUUAUUUCCGUUCUGGUUGUAAAAAAAAAAAAAAGAUUUUUUUUUUUUUGGUCUCAUUUCCAUUAAUCUUGUUUCCCUGCUCCCUUACGUUCUCAUCUUUCUUUUAAAGUAAUUGUUGACUGGUCUUAUAUAGGUGGGUUUUUUAAAGGUCACUACUUUUGGUUAGUAUUAUUUUGUGAGCCAGUUUGUUAUUUAGCUACAAGGUGGCAUUGGGUUCGUUUCGAAUCAAGAUUGAGAGAGUAUCUCAGGGCAGUAGUUUCAAAGGAGUCCUCCAGUCUCAACCAGUUCAGUAGAUCUGAUUUUUUUGUUUGUUUGCUUGUUUUUUUAUGAAUUUGAAGUUCUGGUCCACAUUUUUCUCCCAUUCUAUUAGGUUCAUUUAUUGUGGCCCAGAUUAGAACGGUCGGUAGUGGUAGCCGAGCACCAUCUAGUUCUGGUCUCAGGGUAGAGGAGGCAGUGGUUUGUGUAGACUAUUUGUCCUGUAAACUAGUUUUUUCUUUGAGUCUUUGGUUUCCUUCUUUUCUCUUUUGCUUGAGUCAGCCGUCAGUUCUUGCUAGUAUUCACCACCUGCCUCCGUCAGCCCUCUUUAUUACAAUUUUCUGUUUCUAAUCAUCUGUGGGUUGCAAACCCUAAUAAUAAAGCUUAGUGGUGGUAUUAGUUGCUACCAUGUAUUAAGUGCCUAUUUUAUACCAGGCCCUGUGCUAGACAUUUAUUUAACCUCUAAUCCUUGCUGUUAAAUAGAUACUAUUAGUCUCAUUUUGUAGAGAUGAGAAAAUUUUAGAAGCAAAUUAUGAUAGAAUUGUGUCUAAAAUGAGGGUGUAUAGACCAUAUGUCAAGUGCUUGACAGAUUCACCUCUGAGAAAAGCCUUAGUGCAAGGAGGGAGAAGGGAGAAAACAGAAACCUAAUGGCACAGAAACCCUAAGUGGAAGGAUUAGGACAAAGGGAGAGGAGUCAGUGGAGAAGGAGCUGGAAAAUGGCAGGGGACCACUGAUGGAGUGAGAUUUUGGAGGUGACGAGAAGGGAUUAGAUCAAGAGUUGAAGUGGAGGCAUUUGUAAGAAAAAGGGAACAUCCAUUCCUCUGAGUCAGGUGAGAAGGAAGAGAAGCUAGGUAAAAAAAAAAAAAAAGCAGAGAAAUAUGGGGUACAAGCAAAGGGACUGGUCACAGAUAUUUUGUAGGAGAGAGGAGGAAAAUGUUUGGCGUCAUUGAGCUCUGAGGUAAGAGUUCCACCUUGGCUCCGACAGUUCACUUAUUGUCCACAGUGGUAGCUGGCUCAAUAAUGACCCUUUAUGGGCUGCACCACCUCCCCUCCCCUCUGGGAUCACUUCUCAAAUAAGCUGCUUGCAUUCAAAUCCUUCUCUCAGAGUCAGUUUCUGGAGGAACCCCAACCAAGACAGCAUCAAUGCAAAUAGUUUUACCCACCACUUCCCAAGUCUACGUUUUUAGCCCUGAAUUCAGGUCUUAUAUUUUCAGCUACCUAUGGGCGUUUCUACUUGGAUGUGUCUAUAGACUAUUUCUUAAAUUUUUGUGUGUGAUUAUCUAACCCUGGGGUUUGGAAGGAAAACAAUAUAGCCUUUGAACUAGGAACUUUUCUGCAGAAAUUUUGUUGUAAUUUUCUUGGAAAGAAGCAAGGGUUAUACCAACUACAUUAAAGGUUCAGAUAGUAUGCCUUAAUGUAAAAUAUAUCCUGAAUCAAAGAUAACUAAUUAGCAAGACCUAGCAAGGAAAAAAAAAAGUUUUCACAUAUUAAACUUGUUUUCCUGAGUAAAGUAAAACAGUUAAGCUAAUGGUACCUACAUACUCCUCUGAAUAUGAUUUCCUAGGAAAAUAAGCUAAUAAAUAAUAAGCCCCUCACUUCUUAUAGAGCUGGGAAGAGUAGACUCUGUUCUGACAGACAGGUGAAGGGGGAGAGGGACAGAGGAAGGAAGAAUCAGGGAAAGUCUGGCCCUGGUCAUUGACAGGGGCUGUUGGAAUUGGUGUAGUAUCCACCCAGUUAAGAUAAUGUCCCAACACCCAUUGUUAUGUCACCAGCUCUCCCAGAGCAGGAAAAAUGCAACCCCACCCAGCAGAGCCAAGGUUUAGGAAACCAUUAAUGUGAUAGCCACUGCAAAUCCCAUCCAACCAGGGGAACAUGCCAGUCCAUGACAAUGUCCUCUUCUGAGACCAGGAAGGAGACAGUGGGGGAUUGGGAAAUAGGUGCCAUUUCCUUCUUUGUCCAUACCAAAGUCAAACCUGAUGCUGCUGAGUCAAUUCCGAUUCAUAGUGACCAUAUAGGACAGGGUAGAACUGCCCUGUAGGGUUUCCAAGGAGCAGCUGGUGGAUUCAAACUGCCACCUUUUGCUCAGCAGCUGAGCUCUUAACGACUGCAUUACCAGGGCUACUCUUUGUCCGUAGCACCUUCUUUAUUGAGUGCCUGGUAUAAAAAUUGUUUAAUUAAAACAGAACUUGGAAGUGGGUGAGGGAGAACUGAAGUGGGCUGCUUAUAAAUGACUGAAGCUCUCCUGGAAGCUGUUCUGUUACUGUCCUUCCCCUCAACAUGUUCAUCCAGUCAGCAGGAUGAUACGGUAAGGAGAUCCUGGACUUAGAGGUCAAUCAGACUUGGAUUUGAAUCUAGCGGUGCAGCUUUGGGCAAGGAACUUACCUCUCUAACCACCUGUUCUGUGCCAAAGCACCUCACCUGUAUUAUCUAAUCUUCCCAACAACCCUCUGAGGUGAAUUAUAGUAUUCCCAUUUUUUUGGAUUCCAAAAGUGAAGCUCCAAGAGAUUAAGUAACUUGUCCAAGAUCACAUAGCUAGUAAAUUGCCAAGCCAGGAUCUGAGCCCAGGUGGAUUCACCUACAAAACCUAUGCUCUUUCCACUGCACUACCCCACCUCCCACUGAGCCUGUUUCCUUGUCUGUAACCCUGGGUUACUAAUAUCCACUCACUUAUCAUUGUAAGGACUGAGUUAGAUCAUAAUAGCUAUAAUUUAAGACACUCUGUUCUCCCCAACAAUUGUAUGAAGUAGAUAUUAUCCCAUUACACAGUUGAAAAAACUAAGGCUUAGAGAGAUCAAGGUAAUUUGUGUGACUCAUUAAUUGCUCCUCCUAAGGGCAGAGGCACUGCCUCCUUCCCGUUGGUACUACCCUUCCUGUGUGUAUUAGUUGCUCAAUGUAUGUUUGUUGAAAUCUCUUUUAUAUACACAAUAGAAUCCAGCACAGUGCCAGGAGCUUUGUGAUUGUUAAAAACAAGUUACCAAAUUGAAUUAACAAAGGCAGGUUUGUUUAGUCAGUGUAACUGUUAAAAUAUGUAAGAACUAUUCAUUUAAAGCACACAGAUUUUUUUUAAUUAACUUUUAUUAAGCUUCAAGUGAACAUUUACCAUUCCCAUCAGUCUGUCACAUGUAAGUUUACAUACAUCUUACUCCCUUCUACCACUUGCUCUCCCCCUAUUGAGUCAGCCCUUUCAGUUUCUCGUUUCGUGCCAAUUUUGCCAUCUUCCCUCUCUCUCUAUCUUCCCAUCCCCCCUCCAGACAAGAGUUGCCAACACACUCUCCAGUGUCCACCUGAUUUAAUUAGCUCACUCUUCAUCAGCAUCUCUCUCCCCCCUGCUGACCAGUCCCUUUCAUGUCUGAUGAGUUGUCUUCGGGGAUGGUUCCUGUCCUGUGCCAACAGAAGGUCUGGGGAGCAUUGCCGCCGGGA